This is a messenger RNA of Dictyostelium discoideum AX4, 1125 nucleotides long. RefSeq lists its product as hypothetical. The coding region runs from base 1 to 1125 and encodes 374 amino acids. The transcript has 5 exons. NCBI's taxonomy places the organism in Eukaryota, Evosea, Eumycetozoa, Dictyosteliales, Dictyosteliaceae. The record is from RefSeq and is a predicted model, not a curated record.
AUGAAUAAAGUAGUAGUUAAAGCAAAAGAUAAUGAUGACUUAAGAAGUUCAAUUGAAUUUGCAGAAUUUUUUGGAUUUAAAAUUAAUUAUCCAGAAUGUUUAUAUGGUGUAAUACCACCAAAAGAAUAUAUCGAAGCCAUUGAAUUUAUAAAUGCAAAUUCAAUAAGAGAUAAAUUAGUAUUAGGUGAUUCAUUUAUAGUUUUAAUAUUAUCAAUGCUUUUAUUAUUUAUACCACAUAUUUUUAUUUUAUCAUCAGAUUAUAGAAAAAGAACAAAAUAUUUAAAAGAUAUUGAAGAUGGUAUAAAACCAGCUAUUCAACAAAUUAAUAAUACUCUUGGAGCAGCCAGAGGUGUAACAUUUGCUUAUAAAAUGGCAAGAAAUGUAAAAAAAAUUAAAUUAAUAAUUUCAUACCCACAAAGUCAAGCUGUACAACUACCAAUUUCAAAUUCAUUACUUGCAACUGAUAAUACACAUAUUUUAUUAUUAAAUGAUUUAGGUUAUCAAAGAUAUCAAUAUUCUCAAACUUAUCAUUAUUGGACAGAGAAUUUUAAUAAUAAUUCAAUGAAACCAAUUUAUGUUAGAACUGGUUGGAUUAGUGAUGGAAGUGUUUCAACCAAGAAAUUUCAAUAUCCACCACAAUUAUAUAAUUAUAUUUCAAGUAAUGAAUUAUUUGCAGUAUUAAAAGAAUAUGAAGAAUUUAGAGGACCAAAAGCACCAGAUCAUUCAACUUUAGAAAAUAUUGCAAUUUUUACAGCUGCUUUUCUAGUUGGUAUUUUCCUUUUAAUUUAUUUAAAUUAUGGAUUUAAAGAUGAAGAAGAUCAAUAUUAUCAAGAUUAUUUCAAUUCAAUCGAAGGUUUAAUGAAUCAAUUUAAUCAAAGAUUUUCACAAAGAGGAAUUAUAUUUAAAGCAUACAGAUUAAAACAACGUGGUGCACAUAAACCAGAUUUGGUUAUUUAUAUUCCAAAAGAACAAAAUGAUAUGGCACAAUUAAUAACUACUCAACCAAGUAAUUACCCAAUGGUUGUUUCAUCUUUAAAUGGCAAUUUCUUACCAUUAUUCCAAGUUAAUCAACCAAUACUUUUUAAUGCAUUACCACAACCAUCAGUUAUUAAAAUUUCAAACUAA